Molecule: messenger RNA, 1423 nt
Organism: Kogia breviceps (pygmy sperm whale)
Lineage: Eukaryota; Metazoa; Chordata; Mammalia; Artiodactyla; Physeteridae
Gene: PEX16
Product: peroxisomal biogenesis factor 16
Biological process (GO): peroxisome organization
Cellular component (GO): peroxisomal membrane
Source: RefSeq, a predicted model, not a curated record
UCGGAGGCGCAGAGUGUGUUAACCAAUGACCUGGAGGAGUAGGGAGGGCGAGAUUAGGCCCGGAGUUGCCUAACGCUACCUUGGUGGGGGGUGAUUUACGAAAUGGGGUGAAGAGUGGUUCAAUGGCCCUCCCAAGUCACCAUUUUUCUGGCCCGCGGAAGUUAAGCAACGCAGAGGCGGGCCUAAGACCGGAAGCAGGAAGGAGUGCGCAGGAAGCAGGGCGCCGUAGCCAGUCACGCUGUAGGUCCGUGGGUCUGUCGGUCCCGAGGGCAGAAUGGAGAAGCUGCGGCUCCUGGGCCUCCUCUACCAGGAGUACGUGACUCGUCACCCAGCCGCCACGGCCCAGCUGGAGACGGCAGUGCGGGGCCUCAGUUACCUGCUGGCAGGUCGUUUCGCCGAUUCGCACGAGCUGUCAGAGCUGGUGUACUCUGCCUCUAACCUGCUCGUGCUGCUCAAUGACGGGAUCCUACGGAAGGAGCUUCGAAGAAAGCUACCUGUGUCCCUGUCCCAGCAAAAGCUGCUGACAUGGCUGAGCGUGCUGGAGUGUGUGGAGGUGUUCAUGGAGAUGGGGGCCGCCAAGGUGUGGGGCGAAGUGGGGCGUUGGCUUGUCGUCGCCCUCAUCCAGCUGGCCAACCGCCUCCCCCCGCCAGCCUCGCCGUACUCCCAACCCAGGGCUGUACUGCGGAUGUUCCUGCUGAUCUGGUUCAAGGCUGGCCUCCAGACCUCACCCCCCAUCGUUCCGCUGGACAGGGAGACCCAAGCGCAGUCCCAGGAUGGUGACCACAGCCCUGGCAGCCGGGAGCAGGCGUACGUGGGGAAGCGGUCAAACCGAGUGGUGCGGACUCUGCAGAGCACUCCGUCCCUGCACUCAAGGCACUGGGGAGCCCCCCAGCAGCGGGAGGGACGGCAGCAGCAGCAGCACGAGGAGCUGAGCAUCACCCCCACCCCGCUGGGGCUGCAGGAGACCAUCGCAGAGUCCUUGUAUAUUGCCCGGCCCCUGCUGCACUUGCUCAGCCUGGGCCUAUGGGGUCAGCGGUCGUGGACACCCUGGCUCCUGUCUGGAGUCGUGGAUGUGACCAGCCUGAGCCUCCUGAGCGAGAGGAAGGGCCUGACCCGGAGGGAGCGGCUGGAGCUGCGGCGCCGGACCAUCUUGCUGCUCUACUACCUGCUGCGCUCCCCGUUCUACGACCGCUUCUCCGAGGCCAAGAUCCUCUUCUUGCUCCAGCUGCUGGCAGACCAUGUCCCAGGCAUUGGCCUGGUCACAAGGCCACUCAUGGAUUACUUGCCUACCUGGCAGAAAAUUUAUUUCUACAGUUGGGGCUGACAGACAUUCCGCAGUUGGGGUGUGGGGAAGGGCAGGGGGUGCCUCAACCCUUCAGUCCCCUGGUCCCCUCUGCCCUAAUAAAACUGACUCUGUCAGUGU